Messenger RNA from Elgaria multicarinata webbii, 2605 nucleotides. It is a transcript of the gene RNF167, whose product is annotated as ring finger protein 167. Lineage: Eukaryota; Metazoa; Chordata; Lepidosauria; Squamata; Anguidae. The coding region runs from base 86 to 1207 and encodes 373 amino acids. The record is from RefSeq and is a predicted model, not a curated record. The transcript has 10 exons.
CCCCCCCCCCCGGAGAGAGGCCCCGCCCCCAGCGCCGCCAGCCCGAGAAGGAGCUGCGUGCCGGACCCUCCGCCGGCUGGUCGCCAUGAGGCGGGCUCCGCUCUCCGUCGGCGCUCUGCUCCUGCCGUUUUGCCUGCUCUUGGAACUCCCGGCUGCCAGGGGCUACAUCCACGCCGUAUCGGAGCACAACACCAGCAUGGAGUUCAACGACCUGCCGGCCAUGUUUGGAAAUCCACUGCCACGUGAGGGACUCGUGGGCCUUCUGGUGGAAGCCAGGCCGGCCAAUGCCUGCCAGGCCAUCGAGGCGCCUCCAGCGAACGGCAGCGUCUUCAUCGCCCUCAUCCAGAGAUUUGACUGCAGCUUCGACAUCAAGGUGUACCACGCCCAGCGGGCUGGGUACCUGGCGGCCAUCGUGCACAACGUGGGUUCGGACAGCCUGCUCAACAUGGUGUGGGACGAUGAGGCUCUCCACAAACGCAUCGCCAUCCCGUCCGUGUUCAUCGGUGAGACGGCAGCCACGUACCUGCGCAGCCUCUUCAGUUACGAGAGAGGAGGCCGAGUUACCUUGAUUCCGGAGUACAUCUUCCCCCUGGGCUAUUACCUCAUCCCUUUCACGGGGGUGGUCGGCAUCGUUAUUGCUGUGAUGUGCACCAUUCUGAUUGUGCGCUGCGUUCAGCAUCGGAAGAGGAUGAGGAGGAACCGUCUUUCAAAGGAGCAGCUGAAGAAGAUCCCCGUGCACAAGUACAAGAAAGGGGACGAGUACGACGUCUGCGCCAUCUGCCUGGAGGAGUACGAGGACGGAGACAGGCUGCGGAUCCUGCCCUGCUCUCACGCCUAUCACUGCAAGUGUGUGGAUCCGUGGCUGACGCAGACCAAGAAGACCUGCCCGGUGUGCAAGCAGCGCGUGAUCCGCGCCCCGGAGGACUCCGAAUCGGAAGGCGAAGAAGGCGCCGACCGCCCCACGCCUUCCCGGGAGGAGGAGGAAGGGCAGCGGCCGCCAGAGGAGGAGGAAGAGGAGGAGGAGGAGGAGCGUGACUCGGAGCGCACCCCUUUGCUGCGCUCCUCACCCACGGUGGCGCUGGGGGCCCCUUCUUUCGGCAGCAUGGCACGGUGCCCCCCCUCCAGCCCUCUCGGCCGCUUGGAUGAGGGGAGGCAGGGGCACAGUCCACCCCACGGCCAAGGCUCAUGGAGCCCCCUCAUCGUCUAGACCCCCGCCCUCCGCCCCGCCCUUCACGGCUCCCCUGAAAGGGAGGAGUCGGGACAGAUCUGCCCCUCUUGAAGGGAGAGGGAAGGGGCCCCUUUGCUUUUACCACUGAGCUUCCAAUCUGUAUUAACUUUUCAGACUUGUGGGGGGGGGCAGCGCGAGGGAGUAGCGGUUGCAGCCCCACUGGGGAGGCGUGGGGUCAGGACAGCUGCCGCCCGGCACUUGGCCCUUUGGGUGUAUGUGUGUGGUGGUGAGGGGAACAGGAUGUGAAAGUGCAGUGGCGUGGGGGGGGCAGGGGAGCAGCUGAGCCUGCAGGAGUCCCCCCCCCUCCGCUUGACGUCAGACUGACCUCCUGGGCUGAACCAGACGCAGACCGUGCCGGUGGUGCCGGAGCAGCCUGGCCCAGGCUGGGCCCUUUUGCAUAGCACCCCCUCCCUCCCUCUCCCUGGGCCAGCGGAAGUGCCAGCCCCCUCCCCGAGCACAGGAAAGUUUGUAAGGGGGUCCCUGCCCCUCCCUGCAGACUGACAUUAGUGGGCAACUGAGGCCGUGUUUCAGUUUAUGUGGGGGGGGGGGAAUGGAUGCACUGGACAUGGGUGCUGGAGCAAGUGGGGGGGGAGCAGGGAGGGGCCCUGAGUUUUCAAGAGGGGCGCCCGCUGUCCUCGUUCUUCUUCUCCCUCCCCCCCCUCCCGGAAUGCCCACUCUCCCCUGCCUCUGCUGUGGGGCGGGGAACCCAGUUUCGCACAGCCAUGUCAGCACCCCCCCUCUGUGUAUGUGCGCCCUCCUCCUUCCUCUUGCCAUGUCGCCCGUCUGUGUGCCAAGGGAGAAGGGGGGGCAUCAGAGGCCCUGAGCUGCUGCACCGUGGAGCAUGACCCGUGCAACUCCCCCGCCCCGGCUCACGCUUCCGUGGCCCCUUCUAAGGCAGCCUUCUGAUUUCCAGAAAGGAACGGAUUGGGCGGGCCACAGCAGCUGGUGGGGGGAGCCCCCCUUCUCUCCCCGCCCCCCCCCCGCCUGACAUCAUCAUUCCUCACGGGCUGCUCCUUGCCCCGUUCCUCUUCCUUAGGGACUAACGCUGUGCUGCGCUGUGGGGGGGGGGUCUCGGGGCGACCGCGGGACCAAGGCUGGCGGCCCCCCCUCGCCUCUCCCAGCGCCGCCGCUUUGCCUUCUACUGAGCACCUUGGGGGGUUUUACUGUAAAUGACUUUUAUUUUUAACUGUACAGGUUAUUGUAACAGAGCGGUUCUUGUGGGGGCGGGGGGGGGGGGCAAUCCGCCCUAGGCUCCAUGUGCCUUUCAAGGGCUCAGACGUGCCCAUGGGCAUGGGGGGGGGGCAGAGCGGUGAGGAGCACAGGGCCGGCUGGGUCCCGCGUAGCCCUUUUCGGCAGUCAAUUAAAGAACGAGGUGGU